Trichoderma atroviride IMI 206040 is the source of this 822-nucleotide messenger RNA. RefSeq lists its product as uncharacterized. Gene Ontology annotation, molecular function: peptidyl-prolyl cis-trans isomerase activity. Gene Ontology annotation, cellular component: intracellular membrane-bounded organelle. Gene Ontology annotation, biological process: protein folding; protein peptidyl-prolyl isomerization. The record is from RefSeq and is a predicted model, not a curated record. NCBI's taxonomy places the organism in Eukaryota, Fungi, Ascomycota, Sordariomycetes, Hypocreales, Hypocreaceae.
CAAUAACGAAGAUCACUCAUACAGCGCCAAGCAGCGAUUUGAAGAGCAUAGUCGCAAUAUUUUUUUUGAAAGAUUGAUUGCCAUACUAUAAUUCGACCCUCAAUUUCGGUCCAACAUCUACAAUGCCGCCUACUCAAUUGCCAGAGUCGGGCAAUCCGCUCGUCUUCUUUGACAUGACGCUGGGAGGCGAACCCCUCGGCCGCAUCACCUUUGAGCUCUUCAAAGACGUCGUGCCCAAAACCGCAGAGAACUUUCGACAAUUCUGCACCGGCGAAUCCAAAGACGCUGGCGGCCGUCCCCAGGGAUACAAAGGAUCUAAAUUCCACAGAAUCAUCCCCAACUUCAUGUGCCAAGGUGGAGAUUUCCUGAAAGGCGAUGGAACUGGGUCUACCUGUAUCUGGGGCUACAAGUCAUUCGAUGACGAGAACUUCAACCUGAAGCACGAACAGCCCGGCCUCUUGUCAAUGGCGAAUGCUGGUCCCAACUCCAACGGCUCCCAGUUCUUCAUCACCACAGUUCCCACGCCCUUCCUGGACGGCAAGCAUGUCGUCUUUGGAAAGGUUGUCGACGGUAUGGAUGUUGUGAAGAAGAUGGAGGCGACGAAGACGGGCUACCGAGGAAAGGAUGUGCCAAAUAUGGAUGUUACCAUCGCCCAGUGCGGUGAGAUGUAGAUCAUUUUCUGCUGGAAAUAAGAAGCAAUUGAUUUCUUUGAGAAGCUUGCUGCUCAAUCCGUCAGUACAAGGAGAUCAUGAGGAGACUGUUUAUCCAUCAUAACAGCACUUCUUACUAGGCACCAUUGGUAUUAUACAAUCUUUUAUCGUC